Molecule: messenger RNA, 1532 nt
Organism: Zeugodacus cucurbitae (melon fly)
Lineage: Eukaryota; Metazoa; Arthropoda; Insecta; Diptera; Tephritidae
Product: zinc carboxypeptidase-like
Exons: 2
Coding region: 61-1398 (445 amino acids)
Biological process (GO): proteolysis
Molecular function (GO): zinc ion binding; metallocarboxypeptidase activity
Source: RefSeq, a predicted model, not a curated record
AGGCUUAUUAUUUAGAUCAGUUUUAAACAACAGUGCUCUUAUCACAGACGACUUUAGAAAAUGUCUCUGAACGAUUGUUUAGGGAACUUCUGUUCACUUUUUGUGUUUUUGCUUGUAAUACAUUCGAUUCGGUCGGUAUGGUGCUGUGAUCAACCUUUGAAUUGUCUUAAAGCAUCUUCCAAUAUUGCUCGAUAUGAUCAUUAUCGCGUUUAUCAUGUGGAACUGGCUACGGAACAACACGUUGUUUUAUUUCAACAACUGGAGGAAAAGAGUGACAGUUGCACAUUUUAUGGACACGCACGGCACCCGAAACAGAAGUUAACUAUCAUGGUGGCUGCACAUAAAGUAGCUGAUUUUGCUGAUUUACUCCAAACUUACGAUGUUAAAUAUGAGGUGUUGAGUUAUAAUUUUCAAGAAAUUAUUGAUCGAAACCUCCAAGAAGUUCUUCCGAAGGAUAUUGAUCCGAAAAGUAUGGACUGGAAACAUUACUAUCAUCUUGAAACUAUAUAUUCAUGGAUGAAUUCCUUGGUUAAUGAACAUCCCAACGAUUUGACAAUUAUAAAUAUGGGAGAAAGCGCCCAGGGUCUGCCGAUUAAAGGUCUCAGUCUCAAGAAAAAUAAAAAUAACACGGCUGCCACAAUUUUUGUUGAAAGUGGUAUUCAUGCCCGAGAGUGGAUAGCACCUGCAACAGCAAAUUAUAUCAUCAAAGAGCUAAUUUCUUCAAAUGACACGGAAGUUCAGAGAUUUGCAGAAAACUAUAAUUGGAUUAUUUUUCCUGUCGUCAAUCCAGAUGGUUAUAAGUAUUCAUUCGAAGGAGAUCGGAUGUGGCGUAAAAAUCGCGAACUCUUUGGAAUUUGUCGUGGUGUAGACUUGAAUAGAAAUUUCCCAUUUCAUUGGAAUACUACAGGCUCUAGUGGUGAUCCUUGUCGCUAUGAUUAUUCAGGUCCUUCUGCUGCUAGUGAAAUGGAAACCAAACAACUAAUUAAAUAUCUUCAAGAAAAUUUGGUAGUUAACAAUAUAAAAACUUUUAUUGCGUUACAUUCCUAUUCACAAAUGAUAAUGUUCCCUUAUGGACAUACAGCGGAUCACGUAGAAAACUAUGAUGAUCUCUCAGCGAUUGGAAGAAAAGCUAGUGAAAAGAUAAAACAAGUGUCCGGACGCAUUUACAAAAGUGGUAGUAUUUAUGAAAUCAUAUAUCCAUCGAGUGGUGGUUCAAAAGACUGGGCCCAUGGUGAACUGAAAAUCCCCAUAACUUUUUCAUUUGAAUUGCGUGGACCGCCCGACAGUAAAGAUUUAUUUAUUCUUCCCGCUGUAGAAAUUGAACCUACUGCACAGGAGGCAUUCGCAGCUAUUAUGACGAUAAUAGAAGAGUCUGAAUCAAGAGGAUAUUAUUCGUAAAAUUAUAGCACACAAAUAUUUCAUUAUUCAUAGUUUUAUUGAAAUCAAAUUUUAUAAGUUAGCGAUUGAUACCCUAUAUCUAAAUGUAUGUUCACUUAAAUGCAAUAAAUAUAUUUUGAUUUUUCGAUCAUUAA